AGGUAAGUACCUACUUCGAUUUUUUUCUCACAGUACAGUGGGGAGGGGGGGGCGGUAAUGAAAAUUAGAGACCUGCACCUUCAAAUUUAUAGGGCCCCCUUAGGAAGGAAAUACAAAAAAAGACCUGUAGAAAAGUAUUUAAGGAUCGUACUCAGAAAUAUUCGUAUUCGAAUUUUGGUUCUUCAAUUUUAAAAAUUGUUCAGAAUUUUGAUUAAAACGAAAUUUCCUUAUGUUCAAGAGUGUUAAAAUCUCAUUUUGUUAAAAAAAAAAAAAAAACAACACACAGUAAAGGGAACUUUUUAGGGCCUUUUCAAAUUUUAAACAAUAUAAAAAUCCAAAAAUGAAAAAAAAAUCUUCUAUUUUUCUUAUUUUCAAAAAUUGAUUCUCGAAAUAGCAAUAAUUUUUAGAUUGUUAUAUGUAGGUACUUUGGGAUUUUUUUCACUGACAUGUAUUUUAAUGGAAAUUUUUCUGCUGUGCGUUUACAGGAAAAACAAAUCAUUCCGACCUUGAGAUAAAGGUAAAAAAGGCUUGAAAAAUUUACAAAGUGUUAAAACGCUGGCUGGUCGUACGCAAAGCUACAGCAAUACUUUGAGUAGUAAAGCUCGUAAACAGCCUUUGACCAUUUCGGCGCAGUUCCAGUUAUCAUUACAUAGCCUGAUGGAGACCCUUAAUCAGGCUAAUCCGUUUUUCAUCAGAUGUAUCAAAAGUAACGGAGAAAAGAUACCGAAUCUCUUUGAUGAAGAUACUGUCCAAAGACUGCUCUGCUAUACCGGAAUGUUGGAAACUGUUCGUAUUAGACAAGCUGGAUACAACGUUCGGUUAUUGUAUGAAGAAUUCAUCCAUCUGUAUAGGAUAUUGCUGCCUAAAGGAUUAUUGAGUUCUCAAAGCGACGUUAGAGAUUUCUUGUUGAUGUUGAACCUGAAUCGUGAUAAUUACCAAUUAGGAAGUACCAAGAUCUUUAUGAGAGAAUGUGAAAAACUCAAGCUCGAUUAUCGUCUCCAUCAACAAAUCAUGGCUAGCAUCGUCGUACUCCAGAGAUGGUUUAGGGUAUUGAUCGAAAGAAGACGAUUUUUAAGACUCAGAGAUGCUGUUACCACGUUACAGUCUUGGUGGAGAAUGGUCAGUGCCCAGAAACUCGCUAACAAAAUGAGAAAUUGUAACGCCGCAGCCGCAUGUAUACAGUCGAUGUGGAGGACUCAUAAGACUUCUACGUGGUAUAGGAAACUUCGAACUGGCGUUGUUAAUUUCCAAGCUCAUGCUAGAGGAUAUUUGACCAGAUGUAAGAUUAGAGAGCAACAAGAACAAAUGGGUAAAGUAGCUAAAAGUAAAAGUAGUAUUACGGCGAAGGAUUCAGUAUUAUCGAAAGAAUCCAGUCAGGAAGAUUUUGAAUUACCUACCGAUACCGAAUCUCCGCCGGAAAGCGAAUCCGGAUCUUUCGAACGUGAUUUCGCCGAAGAAAUGGCAUUACUGCACAGCGUGGUUCGUAAUCGAAAAUACACAAAAUUCAACAUUUUGGAAUGAUACAUCAACAUCUGAUUAGCAAACUGAAAUGUAUCUGGACUUCUAGAGCAGUUUCCAGCGAGUACUAUGCUACUUCUGUGGAAAGAAUUGAAAAAAAUAAUCAGACAAGUACGAGGUAAAGAGAAUAUGUUCGGUUACAAGACUACAACGGCCAAUCAGCUCUAUCUGCUGUACUGUUUCACUGGCGAAAUAUACUCCAGCGAUAAAAUCCAUCGUCAAGUAAAAUAUUUUUGGUUUAUUCCGCUCACAUUUGAAAUUUCAGUAUGCUAUUUUGCAGUGAUCACUAAUUUAUGGUACGGCACUAAGAAAGACCUGAUGAUGAUGUUUGACACGAUGAAUUUACUAGGAGUUUGCAAUAUGUCAGUUUGUAUUCUUCCUUUGAUUUCGUAUUGGUUUUGCGAAGAUAUAAAAGCUAUGAUAGCAGGGGUUGAUGAAAUUUGUGCAUUAAGAUCAAUCUCACACGAGUACAAUAAGAAACGAAAAAAAGGUAUCAUAAACGUAAAAAAAAUCAUCUUAACAAAUGCGGGUAUUUUUUUCUUUAGCUUUCUGGUAACUUUCGUGUACUUAUUCGAAGCUUGGAUGUUUUUCGAUGAGUGGAAAAUGAACAGUCGUUUUUAUUACACUUUAUCCGUGCCUCUAGCUGAACGUUAUCGAAAUCAGACAAAUUUUUUCCUUUUCAAUGGUUUGACGAGUUUGGUUAUCGUGCAAUUAUUCUGUCGAUGUUUUUCAACAUUAGCUUUCAUGUUGUAUUGGAGUAUGACGUGCCAUAAUGAACUUGUUCGGGCUGCUGAUGAGAUGAAUAUUAUUUUAAACAAUUUGAACGCUUGUAUCGACGAGGAAGAUAAUCCUACAGAGGUUUGGAAUCGAAGACUAAUUCAAGUGUUGAUACGUUACGUCCAACGGUUACAGAAAAUCUCAACGAUAAUCGAUCAUUUCAGAGGAUUCUAUCAAGUGAUCUGCUCCAUCACAGUACCCACAUCCUUUUUUGUUGUAGUAGCCCAACUUCAUGUUGCCGUAACCGGAAAUUUACCAGUUGUUUUAGUAUUAAAGACGAUGGCAACCUGCCUCGGCACUAUUUGGGCCAUAUUUCUUUCAUAUUGGGCAGCACAGAUAUUGGAAAACUCUGCAUCCGUGCUAUCAUUGGCUGUCUAUUCUACUCCUUGGUACAGAUCUGUUAAACUCCGAAAAACUAUUUACAUAUUUUUAUGUCAAACUCAAAGUAUCAAGAAUUUAAGAAUGACCAAUGUGUUUUCGUUGCUGAUGCAAAAUUUCUCGAGAUAUUUGCAUGGAAUUUUGUCCUGUACGAAUGCUCUUCGAAAACUGACAUAAAAAUCACUCCACACAGCUUGAUAGAUCAAUUCAUUUACAUAGUUAAAUAUGGCGUAUUUUUACGCAAAUUGGUACCUCGAUUUUAAGGGUAAAAUUUAUCUGCAAAGAGAUGAUUUAUGUAAAUUUAAGUAUUGUUAGUUGAAGAAAAAAUAAAAUGUUUAAGUAUGUACAUUGUACUCUCUAAAUUUGAAACAGUCAAAUUUCACUGCUUAGCAGUCACG
Molecule: messenger RNA, 3071 nt
Organism: Planococcus citri (citrus mealybug)
Lineage: Eukaryota; Metazoa; Arthropoda; Insecta; Hemiptera; Pseudococcidae
Product: unconventional myosin-IXb-like
Exons: 10
Coding region: 658-1521 (287 amino acids)
Biological process (GO): detection of chemical stimulus involved in sensory perception of smell; sensory perception of smell; intracellular signal transduction
Cellular component (GO): plasma membrane; actin filament; myosin complex
Molecular function (GO): GTPase activator activity; odorant binding; microfilament motor activity
Source: RefSeq, a predicted model, not a curated record